Molecule: messenger RNA, 3469 nt
Organism: Paramuricea clavata
Lineage: Eukaryota; Metazoa; Cnidaria; Anthozoa; Malacalcyonacea; Plexauridae
Source: the annotation of a GenBank genome assembly
CUCCUAGUGGUCCUCCAAUGAACAUCAAAACCACAUCAAGAAGUACAUCAUCAUUGUCUUUCCUCUGGCACCCUCCACAGAAAACUAAACAAAAUGGCGUCAUUAUCAGUUAUACAGCCUGUGUUUCACGUUCACAAAAUGGUCCUUGCUUUCAGAAAUUUGUUACCAGUGAAAGAGAGUGGCUGGUCGGAAAUUUAAAUACAUCGACAAAAUAUUAUGUUCGUGUUCUUGCAAGUACAAAAGUUGGUCAUGGACCAUACAGUACAAGCAAAGGAUAUUUUACGAAUGGACGUAAGUUCGAUAUGCAUGUUUAUAUCGAGAUUUUGUUUGUGGUUCUGAGGAAAAUUCUGUUUCGAAGUUCAUAUUUUCUAUUUAGUUUAUUUUAUGCAUGCUCUGUCAUUUUUAUUCCCAUUUAUAUCAUACCUAUCAACCCUUAUCAAGUCGUCUUUAGAUUUCUGCUAGAAGAUACAUGCAUGCAGAAACCCCUCGCCUUGCUGACAAAACCAUUGUAUUUUCCGAACAUGAAGUAUUUAAAGUAGUUAUCAUGGUAACACGAUAAUUUUGUAGAAUAUUUUUACAAAUGAAAAAUCCCCUAAAAAUAUCACUUUUAAUUACAAUAUUAUCAAUUCCCCAAACAUAUAUAUGUUAGGUAUGUUAUUAUAUGUAAUAUAAGCUUCAAUUUAAGGUAAAAUUCAACCUCAAACCGCUUCACAAGACGUUUUAAAAUGUUCUUUUAAUAUAAAACUAAUUAUUAUAAAACUGCCUUUAUCGAAAAACUUUGAGUUUGAAAUAAAAAGAUUUAAAAUUCUCGUAUUCAAACAACAUUGCUUUCUUUUAUAUUUAAAAAAUUAAUGUAAUAAAAAGGAUAAUCAACAAAGAAACACUGUCUUUUUCAUUUAAAAUAUACACAACGAUCAGCGGCUUUCAAAGCAAUUAUAAUGCGAACAAUAAUAUCAAUAAUCAAUAGACAAUAUAUUUAAAACAAACCUACCUUCCGCGUUAACGUCGGCACCUUUACUUCCUUCUUUUAUCAGUUAUUUCGCCUUUAUUUUCUUAAAAAGCUUUUGAAAUUCACAAAAUCUUGCAAAAAUGAAAUAUAUUUGCAAGAAAUUAUCAAAUCAAGAAAUGUUUGCUAUUUCGCUGUCGUCAUGCAUGCAGUCGUUAUAAUGCAAAUUUUAAAUUUGACCAAUCAGUGUUCGCUGUUUGUGAUAGUCCCUGAAUAUUUUUGAGAUCAGUGAGGAUGACCACCCACCCAACACUCCAGGGUACAAUUCCAGAAGGUACAAUUUCAGCGAUGGUACAAUUUCAGACUUACCGUAGAUGAAAGAAUAAUCGAUGCAUUAUGUGAAACUAUUGGCUCAAUGUUUUAACUAUAGUAUAUAUGCCUUCUAUCUUUUACAAUCUUUAUAGUAAUUAGAUCCUCUUUUCACAAUUAACUAUUACACAUCGCAAAAUUAUAUUCUGUACUUUCUCCCAUAUAUAGCCUUUGUACCAGACAAACCUACAAAUAUCAUCGUCACUAAUCUCGCGUCUAGAAAAGCUGCAAUAUCUUGGCUAGAUCCUAAAAAUCAAGGACGAUAUCGUCUUUCACGCUUUUGGAUUAAACUGAAUAAAGAAAACUUACUAAUCCUGAACAUUACUACAGGAAAAGUGAAUGAAUAUAAAAUUGAUUAUCUUAUCCCGCAUACUACAUAUGAAAUUUCUGUAUCUGCUGGAAAUUACCUUGGUUUUGGUGAAGAGAUUAUUACUUCGUUCUUAACGUCGGAAGAAGGUGAGUAUUAAAACGUUUUUUAAGGCGUGCUCGAUUCAAGACUUCAAUCCAAUUUAUUGCAAAAUUUGGAUAUCGUUUUAUAGUCAUUUUUCGGUUUGUUCACGAACCAUCGUUACCGACAGCGGAAAAAUCUCGAUGUGUCAAUAUCUCUAAAACAAUGUUUAAUUGUUAUAUAUUCUUCGAUAAACCUAUAAUAUUUACCAUGUUCGUUACUUUGGUUGAAUUAAGUAAGAUAUUUUUGUCACCACAUGACUAGUUCUUUAUGCACUCAAAAGCCCCACUUGACUUAUAGCUACAUGAUAUUUAAAUAAAUCCUCUGUGUUUUAAGCUCCAAGCGGUCCACCAUUAAAAAUCAAAACCACUUCAAGAAGUGCGUCGUCGUUGUUUUUCAUCUGGGACCCUCCUGGAAAAACGAAACAAAAUGGUAUCAUUAUCAGUUAUACAGCGUGUGUUUCGCACUCAGAAAAUGGGCCGUGCUUUCAAACAUUUAUUACAAGUAAAAGGGAGUGGCUUGUUGGAAAUUUUAAUGAAUUAACAAAAUAUUAUGUUCGUGUUCUUGCAAGUACUAAAGCUGGUCAUGGAAACUUCAGUGAAAAUAAAAGAUUUUUCACGAAUGGAAGUAAGUACAUGUAUUUAAAUAAAUUUCUGUUAAGAAUUCCAUACUUGCAUUUUAGCAUUUUCUAUUUCAGUGUCUUUGCUUUUACAGUUUAGUUUAGUCCAUUUGGUCGUGACGUUUGUGAUCAUGUCAAUUAUAGUAGAUUUGUAAUUGAAGGAUGAUAUACGGUUUAAUAAUUUAUGAAUAUAGUUGGAAUAUAUAAUGUCAAAAUGGACAAGUUGCAUGUCAGACUAAAUUUUAAUCUAGGUAAAGAGAAGGGAAUCAAACACCACAGUUAAAAAACGUAAUGAAAUUAGUAAAAUUGUAAAAUUUCGGAUAAAGAUUUCGAUAAACUUUAUUGCUUAGAUGCAUUCGUAUUUGCUGUUCCUGCAUGUAUUACAUGUUACGUGUAUUCAGCACCAAGGAAGACAAAAACGAACCAGCUGAACCUGAGAAAACCAGAAUUGAAGUUACUUGUUGCUUCAACCAAUUUGUUUUUGCAGUGUAGCAACAUUCUGACAUCGCGAUAACAUCACUACAAUAUCAUUACAAUUUGAAAAACCCACACAGAGCCCUAGGUAUUACAAUAAAUUUUACAUUUUGAUACAUCCACGCCUUCCUAUACAGGAGCAGUAGAGAAGCCCAUAGCUGCAACAUUAAAUACACUUACAUUUUCAUUGGAAAAUCAAUCUGCAACAUUUUUGUAAGUAUAUUUGACUUUUUGAUUGUCUUGUAGAUAAAUACGUGAUAUGAUACAUGCAUUACUUAGGUUAUGAAGAGGGUAAAUUUUGACUUCUAGAUAUUUUUACGUGGUGGCUUUGGAAUUGAAAUACAAUAUGGAGCCUUCAUCAUCUGACAAUUAUGAGAACAAGGAGCUAGUGACGUAUGCUGAGGCAAAACAUUCAACCGAUCCGAAACCUUAUAUCGCUGCAGUAGUUACAUCCAGCGGUGUUGAUGGAAACAUGUUUAUACUUGGAGAUGGCAGCAAUACAAAUGAUCCAACUUCACGAAAACUUGGAUCAACUACGAGUGACUAUUUUAAUGGUCCGUUGGAACCGGGUACUGGUUAUAGAAUGUUUCAAAGGAUAGUUAUCAAUGAAAAG